Messenger RNA from Lasiodiplodia theobromae, 1998 nucleotides. RefSeq lists its product as uncharacterized. NCBI's taxonomy places the organism in Eukaryota, Fungi, Ascomycota, Dothideomycetes, Botryosphaeriales, Botryosphaeriaceae. The coding region runs from base 1 to 1998 and encodes 665 amino acids. The transcript has 6 exons. The record is from RefSeq and is a predicted model, not a curated record.
AUGUCUGACGAGGAGGACUGGCGGAAAGACCGCCCGGUGCGGAUCGCGAAUUGCUCUGGCUACGCCGUUGAUCCCGGCUACCACAUGCGCUUUCAAGCCGAGAAUGGCGACGUGGAUUUCAUUACCGGCGACUAUCUCGCCGAGUUCAACUUGGGCGACAUUGCCGAAGCCAUGGCGUGCGGCAGCCACCCGGGCUACGCCGCAACGGCGUGGGACGGCAUUGAGCAGACGAUUGACCUGUUGGCCGAGAGAAAAAUAAAGCUCGUAAUCAACGGCGGGGCACAAAAUCCCAAAGGGCUGGCCCUAAAAACCCAAGAGUUGAUCACCCGAAAGGGAUAUGAUCUGAAGGUUGCAUAUGUGGAGGGUGACAACUUGACAUCUGUUGUCAAGGACCAACUCGAAAGGGGAGAGCUUCUGCCCCAGCUCGACUCGGAAAAUCCCCACGUGGCCACGCCCAGAGAUGCUCUCGCCCUGGAAAACACCUCGGAUCAUCCCGUCGUGACUGCCAAUGCGUACUUGGGGGCCCGUGAAAUCAAGGUGGGCCUGGGUCUGGGUGCCGACAUCGUCAUCUGCGGGCGGGUAGCCGAUGCAUCACCGGCUAACUUUUCGCGGGCUGUUGGGGCUGCUGCGUACUGGCAUUCCUGGACUGAUCAAGACUUUGACUGCCUCGCUGGCGCAUUGGUCGCCGGGCACCUGAUUGAGUGCUCAAGCUUCGUCACGGGCGCCAACUACUCUGCGUUUUACGAACAUGAUCUCGACGACCUCUAUGACCUUGUGCACCCCAUCGCAGAGAUUUCUGAGGAUGGAACCUGCGUGAUCACCAAGCACCAAGCCGGGAAAGGCUUCGUCACCGCCGACACCGUGAAGUGCCAGUUCCUGUACGAGUUGCAGGGCAACAUCUACCUGAACAGUGACGUGAAUGCACUUCUCGACGAUGUCUGUAUAGAAGAGAUUGGCCCCAACCGGGUCAAAGUCUCGGGCAUCCGCGGCGCCCCUCCGCCGCCCACGACCAAGCUGGCCAUAUUCUACCGCGGGGGAUACCAGAGCGAGAUUCUCAUUAAUGCCUGCGGCUAUGCCACGGCCGAGAAGUUCAAGCUCUACGAAAAAGUCAUCCGCAAUGGUCUGAGAAAACACGGGGUUCUCGAUCAGUUUGACGCGCUUGAAUUCCAAGUCAUCGGCACCCCCGAAGAGAACCCCCGCUCACAACUACGGAGCACCACUUACCUCCGCAUCUUCGCCGAGGCGCCCCGCCCGGACCUCAUCUCCACCAUACCCAAAGUUGUUGGCGAGUACGCCAUGCAGCAGUUCUCUGGUUGGCACGCCACCCGAGAUACACGCACCUACGCACCACUCCCCUUCCUCGCCUACUACGCGGCGCUGUACCCGCAAACGUCGCUGCACUCGACCGUCAACAUGCUCAGCAGCGACGGCAGCCUCGCGCGGAGCGUACUCACCACGCCUCCACCAACCUUCACCUCGCUCGUGCCGCGCGACUCGUACGACACGUCGUCACCAACGCCGCUCCACAGCCUGGGGCCGACGGUGCGGCUGCGGCUGGGCGACAUCGUGCUGGCGCGCUCAGGCGACAAAGGCCCCAACCUGAACAUCGGCUUCUUCGUGCGCGACAACACGCCCCGCAACUCGACGCAGUCACCAUCGCCGACAGCCGAGACUUUCGCGCUGGCGUGGGAGUGGCUGCGCGCGUGGCUGUCGCGCGAGCGCUUCAUCGACGACCUCGUGGGACCCGAGGACUGGGACAGCGAACAGUUCCACGUCGAGCGCGUCGAGUUCGCCCGCAUCAAGGCCGUGCACUUUGUCGUCUACGGCUUCCUCGGCCGCGGCGUCAGCAGCUCGCCCCGGCUCGACUGCUUCGGCAAGGGCUUCGCCGACUACGUGCGCGACAAGUGGGUCGACGUGCCCGCCGCGCUGUUGCCCAUGCGGAGCCCCGAUGGGAGGAGGGUUGAGGAGAUUGAGAGGGCGUUGUUGGCCGCCGGGUAA